Molecule: messenger RNA, 4191 nt
Organism: Pungitius pungitius (ninespine stickleback)
Lineage: Eukaryota; Metazoa; Chordata; Actinopteri; Perciformes; Gasterosteidae
Gene: plekhm3
Product: pleckstrin homology domain containing, family M, member 3
Exons: 8
Coding region: 450-2816 (788 amino acids)
Source: RefSeq, a predicted model, not a curated record
CAGUUUCCUUCAGGGCACUCUAUCGCUGACGGACUGUCAAAAUGACAUAGUGGUAAACACAGUAAGUAACGUCUGAUGACUUCCCAGCCACCUGACGGGCUGGAAUUAGCAGCCCCUCAGAAUACCAGCGUGUGCGGAGGGGUUUGACUGUUUUGGCGUGCGUGUGUCCUGGCUAAGCGACGCAGUUUGCCACCCGGGUUGCCAGCGUUUCGGGAGUCCCAGGCUACUGCCGGAUCUAUUUAGCGCUCGCCUUUCCCUCCGGUGCUAGAAGCAAACCGCUGAUAGAGAGAAGAAGACUGUGACCUCGGAUAAGCCUGCAGGCGGCGACCUUAGUUUGACACCUAGUGUGGUCUUUUGGACACAUGAAUAAUACUAACUGGGUUUUUGUGCCCAUUUUGGAAAACCUUCUAGUUGUGCGACCUCUUGCUCCAGGGUGAGGGGUGCCAGCCAUGGAGGGUCUGGAGCAGCUUGACAUGGCGGGCGACAUCAGCCCAGCCCUCGAGGCCACCGAGGACUUCAUCCACUGCAUGGACGGGGUGAAAGGCCAAGGCCCGAGCCAAGCCCAGACGGGGAGCCACCAGCCCGCCAGGCAGCCGAAGCAGCCGCGCGAGGUCUCCAGCGCCGCGCUGGGCAAGCUGAGCUCCAGCGGCGUGUGGGGCUUGCUGGCCAGAGAGCAGCCAGAGGUGGGGCCUCUGGGCCUGGCCUGGGCCGACAACUUCAGCGUGUUGGGGUUGGGGGUCGGGGUCGGGGUGGGCUUGAGGCCCGGCAAGAGGAGCAGGGCGCGCUCCACCAACGACCUGGCGGCCCACACCAAGGAGUGCGCCCACAACAGCGCCAACUGCGCGUCCAACUCGGCCUUCAAGAAGGGACACAACCGGUCCAGGUCCGACGUCAACUACCGGCCGUCGGCGUUCACGGACAACGGGCUGCCCGCGUUGGACUGCAACACUCUGAAGAACAUGAUCCUCAACCACCAGCCGGCGGAUGGUAAAAGCAGCAGCAGCAGCAGCGUGGUGAAGCAGGGCGCCGUGGAGCAGCGCGAGGGCCCCCGUGGUCGCUGGGCGCCCUGCCACGCCGAGCUGACGCCCUGCGAGCUGCGCCUCUACGCCCUGGACAGCAGCGCCAACCGCCAGCUGGGCACCGCCUACUCGCUGUCGCACUGCCAGAGCGUCAUCUCGCCGGCCCCCUGUGGCCAGCCCGGCCAGCCCGCCGACCCGCGCGCGCUCCAGGCCCUGUUCUUCAACAGCACGCGCCUGCAGCUGAGGGCGGCCAACCAGUGGGAGGCGGCGGAGUGGCGGCGGCUGAUGUGGGAGAAAGUGCAGGCGGCACGGCCGGCGAGGAGGGAGAGCCACCAGCGGAAGGCCGGCUCGGAAAAGGUCGUCAGCUUCACCGCCGCCGUCGCGUCGCCGCCCUCCCCGUCGGGCCUCGACACCCGACCCGACGGGGACGGCGACAACCUCGCGCCGCCGGAGGCGUCGCUCUCCCUGCCGCCCGAGUGCGGCGCCCCGAGCAGACCCACCAGCCUGCCCCUGUUCCACCAGCGCAGCCCGGACGUCCUCAAAGCCGGCGUGCUCCACCAGCUGCUGAGCCAGAAGAGCUGGCGGGCCUUCACCUUCGUCCUGACCAGGUCCGCCCUGCGGGCCUUCGCCACCGAGGGCCGCGGUCCGGUGUCCCAGCCCGUCCACCAGUUCGCCCUGGCCUCCUGCUCGGCCGUGCGGCACAGUCGGGAGCCGGAGGACGGGGAGCCGCGGACGCACGGAGGGGACUGCUUCCAGGUCGCCUUCCCCAAAGAGGUGCUCAGACUUCGGGCCGACGACCCCGUCAGGGCCAAGGAGUGGGUGGAGGCCCUGCGGGACGCGGUCGGAGCGCAGAGGCCCGCCAAAGAGGAGGAGGAGGCGGCGGCGGGUUCGGGGGGAGGAGCUCCCGCCCUCCAGGGAGUGCUGCUGAGGUCCAAACCCUGCAGGGAGCGGCGGCAGCGGGAGGCCCAGAGGGCCAAGCGGCAGUCGGUCACCACGAGUUUCCUCAGCAUUCUCACGUGUCUGGCUGUGGAGAAGGGGCUGACGGCUCAGAGCUUCAGGUGUGCAGGGUGUCAGCGCCCGGUCGGCCUCUCCAAAGGAAAAGCAAAGGUCUGCUACUACAGCGGCUGGUACUACUGCCAGAGUUGCCAUCAGGACAACUCGUUCCUCAUCCCAGCACGUCUGCUGCACAACUGGGACACCAGUCGGCACAAGGUUUCUAAGCAGGCCAAGGAGUUCCUGGAGUUUGUGUACGAGGAGCCCCUGCUGGACGUGCAGCAGCUCAACCCGUGUCUGUACGAGCACUGCGAGCCUCUCCGCGCCGUGCUGCGUCUCCGGCAGCAGCUCCAGUCGCUGCGGGCCUACCUGUUCAGCUGCCGAGCAACCGUCGCCGAGGACCUGAGACGGAGGAUUUUCCCCAGGGAGUACCUGCUCCAGCACAUCCACCUGUACUCCAUAGCCGACCUACAGCAGGUGAUCGAUGGAAAGCUGGCUCCCUUCCUGUCCAAGGUGAUCAAGUUUGCCAGCUCCCACGUUUUCAGCUGCAGUCUGUGUCGAGAGAAAGGCUUCAUCUGUGAGCUGUGCCACAACCAACAGGUCAUCUACCCCUUCCAGGAGAGCGCCACCAAGAGGUGUGACGGCUGCGGCGCCGUGUUCCACGCCGAGUGUCGACAGAAAGCACAGCCGUGUCCUCGCUGCGUUCGCAGAGAGCUCCACCACAUGAGGCCGUCCUCCUUCUGGUCACCUGACGACGACGACGACGGCCCCGGGUGCUUUCACCUGCCCUACCAAAACACCUGAGACGCACACACACACACGACCAGAGCGCUGCCAGGCCAUGGCGCCGGGCAAAGUGGCUGUUAUUCUGAAUCACGCGAGGCCACAGGAGCGGUUCUGUGACUAGAGGUCAGAGAGCCUGAUGCAUGGUCAGGUUUGUGUUUUACUGCUAACACACACACACACACACACAACUGAGCUCUCACUGAGCAACAGUGAAGAGCAGGAAGCAAACCAACAGGUUCCACUGCAGCAGUAUUUUGUGAUCAAACUGGUCCACCAUCUACAUCCUUUUACUACUUCACUACUUGAUGAACUGGAGACAUUGAAACUGAUGGCUGCAUUAUUUUGGUGGUGUCUUCUAACCACCGUCUUCCAGUACAAGUUCAGUGGUAAAACCAUUAGAAAAAUGAAAGAAGAUGUAUUAACAGUUUUAGCAAUUGAUUAGUAACUUAUUGGUUAGUGAAAACAGGCUCCAGUUGCAGCCUCACAAAAGUGAAGAAUCAGGUUUCUUUUGGGAUGUAGUCAUCAUCGUUUUUAGUCUUAAAAUAAAAUAUCAAAGUAUAGCUGCACAUUCUUUUCCACGUCUCUCUUAAAACGAUAGUCAUGUGCUCUUUUGAGUAAUGGGACAGGUUUCUGCAAAAUAUAAUAAUUCCUUCUGUUCAUAAUGGCAUUUACAAAGAUCCCCGUCUAAAUCGUUUUCUGCAAGUUAAUAUUCGGAUUUCAGCUGUCAGUAUUUUCUACAGUUGGGGUCUGUUGCCUUGAUUGCAGCAGAUGAUCUUUUAAGGCAGCAGGAACAAGCACCAACUGAACAUACCCGUAUGUGGGGAUUAUUUUAAGACUAAGGGCUUCAAAAAAAAUUCUAAAAAGUGAACCUGUCCUUUUAAUCAUUUUCCGAACCUCAAUAGAAGAAAGAGUUACAAGCACCAGAUCCACAAAUGAGUCCCCUGUUUGCAUGUCACGCUCCAGGAGAAGUUCAUUUACACACCUGUGAGACGAUGGCAAAUAUUUUACAAAUGUGAGACAUUGUUGGUUCCACAUCAAAAUAGACUGAAUUUGUUAGUUAUACAAUAAAAGCAAAAGAGAACAAGUGAUUGGCCUUUUACUAUCAAGGAAAAACAUCAAAACAAUAGUUAAAGCCCCAGUAAUAAUAGUCAAAUAUAUUUAGUCUCAUUCAAAGGUAUAUUCUUUUAUACAUCGUGCUGCAGGGACGUUCUGAUCACUUUGUCUCCAAACAACACGACUUGUUGGCAAUAGAUCGAUUGGGACUGAACCAAUCCAAACAUAUUUCAUUACACUUUGGGUUCAUUUGGAGCCAACAAAUUGGGAUGUUUUACCCAAUAAUAAUAAUAUUCUAUUAAUAGUAGGAGUUAUAAAUAAUAACUUUGAUUUGAAAUAG